GAGGCUGCGGGCUGCUGCUGGGCUCGGCGCUGGCGGCGGAGACGAGCGGCUCUACGCGGCGGCGGUGAUGCCCGCGCUCCGGGCGCUGCCCCCCCGAGACCGCCCACGCCUGGCUCUUCGCGCUGCUGCCCUCGGGCUUGCUGCCCCCCGCCCGUCCCGACGCCCCGCGCUGGAGGUGCGAGUCCUCGGGCAGCGAUUCCGCAACCCCCUGGGCCUGGCCGCUGGCUUUGACAAGCGUGAGGCUGUGGACGGGCUGUACAAGAUGGGCUUUGGCUUUGUGGAAGUGGGGACCGUCACGCCCAAGCCCCAGGAAGGGAACCCCAAGCCCAGGGUCUUCCGGCUGGCAGAGGACGAGGCGGUCAUCAACAGGUAUGGAUUCAACAGCCAUGGCCAUGUUGCAGUGGAGCAUAGGCUGCGGGCCCGCCAGGAGACGCAGACCAGGCUCACUGGUGCGGGAUGCCCCUUUGGAAUCAACCUGGGCAAGAACAAGAGCUCCAUAGACGCUGCAGCUGACUACGUGGCUGGGGUCCGGACACUGGGCCCUUUGGCUGACUACCUGGUUGUGAACGUGUCCAGCCCGAACACCCCAGGGCUGCGGGACCUGCAGGGCAAGACUGAGCUGCAGGACCUGCUGAGAAAGGUGCUGGCAGAGAGGGACCUGCUGCCCUGCGAGCACAAGCCAGCCGUGUUGGUGAAGAUCGCCCCUGAUCUCACUGCACAGGACAAGCGCGACAUUGCCAGCGUUAUCUGCGAGCUAGGUGUGGAUGGGCUGAUUGUCAGCAACACCACCGUGAGCCGCCCCAGCAGCCUCCGGAGCAGGCAGCGCAUGGAGCCCGGGGGCCUCAGCGGGAAGCCCCUGCGGGAACUCUCCACACAGACCAUCAGGGAGAUGUACUGCCUCACCCAAGGCCGGGUGCCCAUCAUCGGGGUGGGUGGGGUGAGCAGCGGGCGGGAUGCCCUGGAGAAGAUCCGUGCCGGAGCCUCCCUUGUGCAGCUGUACACAGCCCUUGUGUACCAUGGGCCACCGGUGGUGGGGGCAGUGAAGCGGGAACUGGAGGAGCUGCUGAGGGCUUCAAGAACGUCAUGGAGGCAGUUGGAGCAGAUCACCGGUGCUGACAUGCUGCAGAACCAAGGUCUAGCCAGGAGGAGCCAUGGCUGAGCAGGAAUGAGUCUGAUAAUUCCAGUGCUGGGCAGGCUGGGACCAAGCCAAGGUCUUGGUCCCAGGCCCUGAGAAGAGCCUCUGUCUGAUGGGUGAAGCAGGAGCUGCAUUAGUGGGGAGCAGGGGAGGGGACCUCCACACCAGUGCCACUGCCCAGGGCUGUGUUUUGGCUUUCCUGUGGGCAGCUGAACCCAGCCCAAGUAUCAAUAAACAUUUGGCUCACCU
Chiroxiphia lanceolata (lance-tailed manakin) is the source of this 1384-nucleotide messenger RNA. RefSeq names its product dihydroorotate dehydrogenase (quinone) (gene DHODH). NCBI's taxonomy places the organism in Eukaryota, Metazoa, Chordata, Aves, Passeriformes, Pipridae. Gene Ontology annotation, biological process: 'de novo' pyrimidine nucleobase biosynthetic process; pyrimidine ribonucleotide biosynthetic process. Gene Ontology annotation, molecular function: dihydroorotate dehydrogenase activity. The record is from RefSeq and is a predicted model, not a curated record. Gene Ontology annotation, cellular component: mitochondrial inner membrane; cytoplasm.